Molecule: messenger RNA, 739 nt
Organism: Humulus lupulus (European hop)
Lineage: Eukaryota; Viridiplantae; Streptophyta; Magnoliopsida; Rosales; Cannabaceae
Product: isopentenyl-diphosphate Delta-isomerase II-like
Exons: 4
Coding region: 167-739 (190 amino acids)
Biological process (GO): isopentenyl diphosphate biosynthetic process
Cellular component (GO): cytoplasm
Molecular function (GO): isopentenyl-diphosphate delta-isomerase activity
Source: RefSeq, a predicted model, not a curated record
GCUCAGCAGGACUGCCGGAGGCUCGACGACGUGGACUCGGAGACUCGUUGGUGCAGGUAAAGAUCUCUCUCUCUCUCAUUCUAUUGGUGGGUGAAAGAUUAAUAUUAAUAUAUAAUAAUAAUAUUACACGAUUCAACAAUGGCAGAGAUUACAUGCGAGUGCGACAAUGUCCCACCUUCUAAAUACCAGUGCCAAGCUCUACUUUGCCCCCAGAGCCCAUCUCUUUACCUCUUCUUCUAGCUUUGCUCGUAACCCUUUUCUCCGAAUCCCUUCUUCCAUUCCAAAGCCCAUUUCUCCUCUCAUUGCUAGGGUCUAUCUUUCUUCUAAAGCUUCCAAUCCCACCAUGGGAGACUCUGUCGACGCUGGAAUGGACGCUGUCCAGAGACGCCUUAUGUUUGAGGACGAAUGCAUUCUAGUGGAUGAGAACGACUGGGUUGUUGGUCAUGAUACAAAAUAUAAUUGUCACUUGAUGGAAAAGAUUGAAAAGGAAAAUUUGUUGCAUAGGGCUUUCAGUGUGUUUUUGUUCAACUCAAAAUACGAGUUGCUUCUUCAGUUUUCUAUAUUCCUGAAAUUUCAUGCACUCAUGACCAUGUCUACAUAUCUUUUCUUUGUGGGAAAUGUUUCUUGUACUUCUUUAUCUAAUCUUCAUGUUUGGUUUGAUAGUGAGUUUGGAGCAAAAGUUGGAAAGGACCCUGUAAAAUCAAUAUUAUUUGAGAAAAUGAAGGAUACAAUGGUAUGA